UAGUUCUUGAAAACAUUCAUAAUUAUUGAUAAAAAUGACGAAUCUAACUUUUACAGACUGUUAUUGAUUUGAUUAAUUUAUAAAAACUCGUUAAAGAUCAUGUAAACAUUUAUUAAUCUGUUACAGUCGCAUAAGUCCAAACGUUCUUUUCUCAUCAACGAAAUUCUCGAUGCAGUUCUCUAAAGCAUUCCUUGUAUGAUGAUUGCCUUGCUAAUCUUCACCGCGUGCAUUCUGUUUCUCUCGAAUUUGCUGGUAAAAUGGCAAAGACAUACCAAGAAGUACAAUAUGCCAACAAUCCCAGGGCCGAAGCCCCUUCCCAUAAUCGGAAACAUACUCGAAUUCGGAUUCGACAUUACUAAUAUGAUGACAAAUUUCAGCAGAAUAUGCUCGAACUACAACGGAAUUUGCAGGUUGUUCUUAGGUCCGAAGACGGUUGUAGUCGUGGUUUCGCAUCCGAAAUAUUUAAAGAAAAUCUUCAAGAAUUCUUCGGAGCAUAUAGAAAAAACGAAUUUUUACGAUUUCUUCAAAGGUAUUACUGGAAAAGGAAUUGUAAGUGUUGAAGGGCCAAUUUGGCAUAAUAAUAGAAAAGCGCUGCAGCCGGCAUUUCAAUAUGCAAUGCUCGAAGAUUUCAAUAAAAUUUUCAAUAAAACGGGACAAAUUGCUGAAAAAGUUUGAGA
Messenger RNA from Nicrophorus vespilloides, 677 nucleotides. RefSeq names its product cytochrome P450 4C1-like. Bases 196 to 675 code for a protein of 159 amino acids. NCBI's taxonomy places the organism in Eukaryota, Metazoa, Arthropoda, Insecta, Coleoptera, Silphidae. The record is from RefSeq and is a predicted model, not a curated record. Gene Ontology annotation, molecular function: oxidoreductase activity, acting on paired donors, with incorporation or reduction of molecular oxygen; monooxygenase activity; heme binding. The transcript has 3 exons.